This is a messenger RNA of Aspergillus alliaceus, 1273 nucleotides long. RefSeq lists its product as uncharacterized. Gene Ontology annotation, biological process: mitotic DNA replication termination; site-specific DNA replication termination at RTS1 barrier. Lineage: Eukaryota; Fungi; Ascomycota; Eurotiomycetes; Eurotiales; Aspergillaceae. Bases 53 to 1003 code for a protein of 316 amino acids. Gene Ontology annotation, cellular component: nucleus. The transcript has 2 exons. The record is from RefSeq and is a predicted model, not a curated record.
GGAACUUCCUUUCAAUCUUACUUGAUUUUACAAAUAACGCUGUCUGCGAAAGAUGGGUAAUGACGGUGGAAGUAUCCCCACCCGGCGUGAGCUCGUCCGCGAAGCCGCCCGCGCCCCCAGCACAGCACAGGUGAAAGAAGUCCAGCGCGAACUCCAAGAACACUACUGGACGACAUGCCCACUCUCGCACAAGCCCCUUGCGCGACCGAUCGUGGCCGACUGCGCUGGAAACAUGUAUAACAAAGAUGCGAUCCUGAAGUUCCUCCUUCCCGGCGAAGAAAUCGAGGGUAUUAGUUCCAAGGCCGAUUGCGAGGAGAUCCUCUGCGGACGGGUGAAGAGUAUCCGGGAUGUGGUGGAACUAAAGUUCGAAAUCGAUACCGAGCUGAGCCAGCACCCUUCCGCUAAGCACGAGAAGCGCGAGGGCUGGAUCUGUCCAGUCACUGCUAAGCAGCUCGGACCUAAUGUCAAGGCCGUGUAUCUUGUACCCUGUGGACAUGUGUUUUCGGAGGAGGCAGUCCGCCAGUUGAAAGGGGAUAAGUGUUUGCAGUGCAACGAGGGGUAUACAGAGGAGAAUGUUAUUCCGAUUUUACCGGCGAGGGAUGCAGAUAAGGAGCUGCUUAUGGCGCGGGCGCAGAAGUUGGCUGAGCAGGGGCUGACGCAUUCGCUGAAGAAGGCGUCUGGGUCGAAGAAGCGGAAGAAGCAGGCUAAUGGCGAUUCUGCUGAGGCGGAAAGUGGAUCGAAGUCCAAGGAGAAUGGUGCGGCUGCGAGUCGGAGCAAUACGUCUACUCCUACACCUAGUGCAUCGAAUGGGAUUAAGCAUGCGGCAACGGCGAUGCUGACGGCCCGUGUUUUGGAGGAGGAGAAUGAGAAGAAGAAGAGACGGAAGAUGAUCGGGCUGAAUGAGAAUCUAAACAGUCUUUUCACGAAGAAGGACAAAGAUGGGAAGACAAACGCCGACUUUAUGACUAGAGGCUUUACUCUUCCAGCGAACUCUCGGAAGUGAUUGAUUUUAGCGCAAUUGUCUCAAAGGCGUACAGGUUUUGCUUGGGCUGGCUAUAUCGGCUACUGGACCGGUUUCUGUUCAUAUUCAUAUAAUCUCGAAUAGACGAAAAUUGUACAUGCCUGGUUACAUUAGUAGCAUAAGGUAGACUGAAAGGUUUCCAUUUCUAUAGUACAAAAUAUCCUUGAAAUAACAUGCUACAAGAACGAUGACUCAAUGCAAGCUCAGGUUACAGGUCAGCGGCCUACUCGAUAAGCCCCCUAUCUCGAAGCU